Molecule: messenger RNA, 1509 nt
Organism: Archocentrus centrarchus (flier cichlid)
Lineage: Eukaryota; Metazoa; Chordata; Actinopteri; Cichliformes; Cichlidae
Gene: kbtbd13a
Product: kelch repeat and BTB domain containing 13a
Exons: 1
Coding region: 1-1509 (502 amino acids)
Molecular function (GO): protein binding
Source: RefSeq, a predicted model, not a curated record
AUGAAGAUCAAUGGAAGGGAGUUGAUGGAGUCCAGCAGCUGCCCACACUCGAGCCAACAUUCAGGACACUGUAAGGCAGCAGACAGCCUGAGAGUCAGCAUUAACAGCAGUGUUUUCACUGUGGAUAAAACUAUUGUAGCUAAUAACUGUGACUACUUCAGAGCACUCUUCCAAUCAGGAAUGAGAGAGUCUAGACAGGAGGAGGUCCAGCUGAAAUGUGUGGGAGAUCUGGGAUUUCUAGUUCUGUUGCAGGUGCUGGAUGGGGAGCGACCCAUGCUCAACAGUGACCAGAUCGUUGAAGCGAUUGAGUGCACAGCUUUUCUCCAGGUGCCAGCUCUCACCAAGCAUUUGAUCAAUAUUAUAAAUUCUGAAAACUGCUUGCUUAUUGUCCACACAGCUGCAACCUAUGGAGUGUGGGAGUUGUUCCACAGAGCAGCCUUAUUCAUAAGAGACAUAUACACUGACCUUGGCGAGGAUGUUCACACCUUACCCAACAAGCUGGUAGAAUACAUUGAGUCUCUUCUCCCCAGUAGCUACAUGGCAGUGUGCAGUCACUCUCCAUCCACUAAGCUCCUGCAAGAUGUCCAGAGGACAGUGUGCUAUCUAGAUGAAGAGCACAAAGAGUGGAGGGUCCUCACACACCUUCCUGUGAGCACCAGCACCAGCAUGGCAGGUGUGGCAGUGCUUGACAACAAACUGUACAUCAUCGGAGGAGUGCAUGAUGUAAGUAAAAAGGUAGUGGAGACUGGAUUCUGCUACAACCCUGCGGCCAAUUCAUGGUCCGUCAUCUGUGGGCCUCAGCAGCAACGCUACAACCUCUCUCUGAUAGGUCAUGAAGGAUGCCUGUAUGCUGUAGGAGGGGAGUACAACAUGAAGGCUUUGUCAUCAGUGGAGCGAUAUGGGCUAUCUGAUCAGAGCUGGAGUUUUGUUUCCUCCCUCCCGUGCCCUUCGGCCUCAGUUGUGUACACCGUAGCCAUGAGCAGGAUCUUUAUCUGUCUCUGGAAAGGGAAAGGAGCCACAGACAUACAUGAGUAUGUACCUGAACACAAUCGGUGGAAUCUGGUCACUACACUCAUCCGCCAGCACAGUUAUGGUCUUCAUAUGGUGGCCUACAGGGAUAAUCUCUAUGUGAUGCGGAAUGGACCACGUGAAGAUUUCUUACAGUGUGUGAUGGACUGUUACAAUCUGACUUCACGUCAGUGGGUGGUCAUGUCCGGUCAGUACGGCAACAGCAAAAGUUCUCUGUUCACUGCAGUGGUCAGAGGAGACUCUGUGUUCACUCUCAGCAGACACGUGACCACAGAGUAUACCAUAGAGGAGUACAAAUGGAGACCAAGGUGUGAGAUGAAAGGUUUUGGCAGGAUUGGAUCCAUAUAUACAUUUCUGAUGAGGCUGCCUAAAGCCACUGUCUCCCUUUUGGGAAACUGCCCGGGUCGUACUCAGGACCAAAACCUCGGAGACCCUGAUGUCUGUCCCACACUGUCCCUGGGAUGCUCUCAGAACCUUUAA